This is a messenger RNA of Chanos chanos (milkfish), 3954 nucleotides long. It is a transcript of the gene mapk8ip3, whose product is annotated as mitogen-activated protein kinase 8 interacting protein 3. The record is from RefSeq and is a predicted model, not a curated record. Gene Ontology annotation, molecular function: JUN kinase binding; signaling receptor complex adaptor activity; MAP kinase scaffold activity. Bases 1 to 3954 code for a protein of 1317 amino acids. Gene Ontology annotation, cellular component: cytoplasm. The transcript is spliced from 33 exons. NCBI's taxonomy places the organism in Eukaryota, Metazoa, Chordata, Actinopteri, Gonorynchiformes, Chanidae. Gene Ontology annotation, biological process: vesicle-mediated transport.
AUGAUGGAACUACCGCUAGACGAGGUGGUGUACCAGGACGACUAUGGCUCCGUGUCCGUCAUGUCGGAGCGCGUGUCCGGCCUGGCCAACAGUAUUUACCGCGAGUUCGAGAGACUCAUCAGGAGCUAUGAUGAGGAGGUGGUAAAGGAGUUGAUGCCACUUGUUGUCAACGUUCUGGAGAACCUGGAUUCGGUUCUGACGGAGAACCAGGAACACGAAGUGGAGCUCGAGCUGCUCAAAGAGGACAACGAACAGCUCAUCACGCAGUACGAGCGCGAGAAGGCUCUGCGUAAGCAGGCGGAGGAGAAAUUCAUCGAGUUUGAGGAUGUUCUGGAGGCAGAGAAAAAGGAGUUACAGUCACAUGUGGACACACUGGAGCUGCAGGUCAAACAGCUGGAACUGAAGACCAAGAACUAUGCUGACCAAAUCUCCCGUUUGGAAGAGCGUGAGUCAGACAUGAAGCGGGAGUACAACGCCCUUCACCAACGACACACAGAGAUGAUUCAGACGUAUGUGGAACACAUUGAACGCUCCAAAAUGCAACAAGCCGGCAACCAAUCAGACACAGGCACGGGCUGUGGACGGACUAAAUCCGAGCGACCCCCUUCGCUGAGUCUUUUCCCCACGGGGGAUGGUAUGGUACGUGGGGGUCCCGGGGGGGCUAGGAUGUCAUCGUCAGACGCCUGGCAUGCCAGUGACGUCGGCCGGCCCGCCUACGCCUCCGGCUACCAGGUUAUACAACCAGAGCUCACUUCGUCGGAGUCUGACUCCAUCGCAGCCACACCCAGCAGCACAGGGAGCAAAUCGAACACACCCACCUCAUCCGUUCCCUCGGCGACCGUUACCCCUCUCAACGAGGUGAUGGCUCCGUCAGGGGAGUAUGACAUGUACCGCGGCCGCGGCCGCGGCCGCAAGAAUGGCAAACGCAACAGCAGGAACAUGGAGGUGCAGGUUUCCCAGGAAACCAGGAACGUCAGCAUAGGUAUGGGUAGCAGUGAUGAGUGGUCUGAGUUUCAGGAGAUCAUUGACUCAACUCCAGAACUGGAUAUGUGUAUGGACCCUCGCAUUUACGGAGGAGGAAACAGUCCGUCUCAGGGCAUAGUAAACGAGGCAUUUGGCAUAAACACAGACUCUCUCUACCACGAGAUCAAAGAUGCCAAAUCGGACAUCAUCGGUGACGUGGAUGCAGGGGCGGAGCUCCUCGGGGAAUUCUCAGUGCGGGAUGAUUUCUUUGGAAUGGGGAAAGAAGUGGAGAAUCUGCUGACAGAAAAUAAACAGCUACUGGAGACCAAGAACGCUCUAAACAUCGUGAAGAACGACCUCAUCGCCAAAGUGGACGAGCUGUCCGGAGAACAGGAAGUGCUCAGAGAGGAGCUGGAGGCUGUGAAACAGUCCAAGAGCAAAGUGGACAGCAGAGUCAAAGAGCUGGAGGAGGAGCUUAAGAGGCUCAGAGCUGAAGCGUUGGGGGCAUCUCAAGACUCGAAAGACGACGGUGGGGAGGACUAUUCGUCCCCGCUGCAGGACGACGUGGCCAUGACUCAGAGGAGGAGGUUCACGCGGGUGGAGAUGGCCCGUGUCCUUAUGGAGAGGAACCAGUACAAAGAGAGGCUGAUGGAGCUGCAAGAGGCUGUGCGCUGGACAGAGAUGAUCAGGGCAUCGAGAGAGAAUCCUCAGAUCCAGGAGAAAAAGAAGUCCACGAUCUGGCAAUUCUUUGCACGUUUGUUCAGUUCAUCAACAAGCCCUCCUCCAGUGAAACGUCCCUAUACCAGCGUUAACAUCCACUACAAGAGCCCGUCACCAGCCGGUUUCAACCAGAAACGCUCGCAUACCAUGUGUCAGAUCUCCACCUCAAACCGGACCCUGGAGUUCUUCCCCGACGACGACUCGGCGCUGAGCGCCCGCAGGGAGCAGCGUCGGGAGCAGUACCGACAGGUCCGUGAGCACAUGCGCCGGGACGACGGCCUCAUGCAGGCCUGCGGCUGGAGUGUCCCGCCCCGACACAAACAGGCCAAUGAGAAGGAGGAUAAUCGUGUGAAGAACGUCCCUGUGCCUGUCUACUGUCGCCCCCUAGUGGAGAAAGACCCCAACAGGAAGCUGUGGUGUGCAGCAGGGGUCGACCUAACCGGCUGGAGAACAACCAAUCAGGAUGGAGCGAGUAUGAAGCCACCGCCAAGUGGUUCUGAUCCCCUGACAGCAGAGGAGGAGGCAGGAGAGAACAAGAGUGAGCACAGCUCACCAGAGAAGAAGAAGCCUAAGGAGCUGCAUGAGUCAGACUCGAUGAGCAGCCGGGUGUGGAUCCUGACCAGUACUCACGCCGGCAGUAAGGUGGUGAUUAUCGAUGCCAACCAGCCUGGCUCCCUGGUUGACCAGUUUAACGUGUGUAAUGCUCACGUGCUCUGCAUCUCCAGCGUCCCAGCAGCCAGUGAGAGUGACUACCCUGCGGGUGAGAUCUUCCUGGAACAGCAGGGGGAGGGUGGCAGUUCGGAGGACACUGGCGGCGUGGAGGGGAUGUUGGCAGGCAUCACUUUAGUGGGCUGUGCCACCAACUGCAGCGUGGUACGCAGCAACUGCUCCUCGCGCACAGACACCCCUGUGCUGGACAAAGGACAAGGUGAGUUAGGCAGGAUUUGCAUUCACAGACUGGCUGUCUCUCAGUCCGCCGAAGAGGCAACAGAAGCCACUGAGGUGUCCGAGGAGGCGGGGCCUACUGAGGAGGGACAAAGCUCCGCCCCUCCAGGACCCUUCACAGAACACGUUUUUACUGACAACACAAGCAGUGAGGGAGGUGCACCAAAGGAGGAGGUGACCUCUGCCCCCCCAGACCCAGAGGAGGGGGGAGAGGACCGAGCAGGAACCAGCGCUGCCCCCACCAUGUGGCUCGGAGCACAGAAUGGCUGGUUGUAUGUGCACUCUGCUGUUGUUAACUGGAAGAAAUGUCUUCACUCCAUCAAACUCAAAGACUCUGUGCUCAGUCUAGUGCACGUUAAAGGAAGGGUGUUGGUGGCGUUAGCGGACGGUACUCUUGCCAUCUUCCACAGAGCUGAAGACGGGCAGUGGGACUUGUCUAACUAUCACCUGAUGGACCUGGGUCGGCCGCACCACUCCAUACGCUGCAUGGCGGUGGUCCACGAUAAAGUCUGGUGUGGCUACAAGAACAAAGUCCACGUCAUCCAGCCCAAAAGCAUGCAAAUCGAGAAAUCGUUUGAUGCUCACCCACGAAGGGAGAGCCAGGUCAGACAGUUGGCAUGGAUUGGCGACGGCGUCUGGGUAUCGAUCCGUCUGGACUCCACGCUGCGUCUGUACCACGCUCUCACACACCAGCACCUCCAGGACGUUGACAUAGAGCCUUAUGUUAGCAAGAUGCUGGGCACUGGAAAGCUUGGAUUCUCUUUUGUCCGAAUAACAGCUUUGCUGAUUGGUGGAAAUCGGCUGUGGGUGGGGACAGGGAAUGGCGUCAUCAUCUCCAUUCCACUAACAGAAACUGUUGUCCUUCAUCGGGGACAGCUUCUUGGACUGAGGGCGAAUAAGGUGUCUCCUACAUCGUCGGGAGGCAUAAUCCACGUAUACGCUGAUGAUAGCUCGGAGAAGAACAAUGGAAGCUUUAUACCAUACUGCUCUAUGGCCCAAGCCCAACUCUGUUUCCACGGCCACCGAGACGCUGUCAAGUUUUUUGUGUCAGUGCCAGGCAACGUGCUGGCCACCCUGAACGGCAGUGUGUUGGACAGCCCGUCAGAGUCUCAGGGGUCCUCAGCUCCGGCGGAGACAGAAGCACAGAGCGUUCAAAAUGUGCUGGUACUGAGUGGAGGGGAGGGUUACAUCGACUUCCGUAUCGGUGAUGGAGAGGAUGAUGAGGCAGAGGAGGGUGAGGAAGGUGCCCCUCAGAUGAAGCCAGCUCUGUCUAAAGCAGAGAGGAGUCAUAUCAUUGUAUGGCAGGUGUCUUAUGUCCCAGAGUGA